UAGCGCGCAUGCUCACAGCGACUGCCCCAACCCCGCUUCCCGCUCUGACGUCAUCAGCGUGCGCGCAAGCCGGGAAAGAAGGCUAAUUCGAAUUUGCGACUAAAUAUAACUUGGAGGAAGAUGUUCAGUACAUCAGAUUAACUCGGAGAACAACAUUUAUGCCUGCAGACCACCUGAUGAACAACACACCGCGUGUUCUAAUCAGACAGCGGUUUUGAUCCCAGUAAAGAUGGCAGCUGCUACUAAAACCCCUCCUGGAGCCGACCCUAAGCAGCUGGAGCGCACGGGGACGGUGCGAGAGAUCGGCUCUCAGGCCGUGUGGUCACUGUCUUCCUGCAAACCUGGGUUCGGCGUCGACCAGCUGAGGGACGAUAACCUGGAGACGUACUGGCAGUCAGACGGCUCGCAGCCUCACCUCGUCAACAUCCAGUUCAGGAGGAAGACUACAGUGAAGAUGCUCUGCAUUUAUGCCGAUUAUAAAUCCGAUGAGAGCUACACUCCCAGCAAGAUCUCAGUCCGGGUUGGGAACAACUUCCACAACCUGCUGGAGAUCCGGCAGUUGGAGAUGGUGGAGCCAAGCGGUUGGAUCCACAUCCCACUCCUGGACCUGGUGAACAACCCCAUCAGGACUUUCAUGAUCCAGAUCGCCGUGCUGGCCAACCACCAGAACGGCCGCGACACACACAUGCGCCAGAUUAAGGUGUACACACCUGUGGAGGAGAGUUCCAUCGGCAAAUUCCCACGAUGCACCACUGUCGACUUCAUGAUGUACCGCACCAUCAGGUGACCGCAUCCUCCAGCUGAUUACAGACGUCAUCUCGUCUCUCUGACUGUUUCAUUAAAAAGAUUUUAAAUAGAAAAACAAUUAACCCUAAACGUUUGUGUUCACCUGAACGUCUUUACUGUAAAAUGUCUUUGCGGAAUGUUUCAUGUACAUAUAAUAAAGUUGUUUUUUUU
Molecule: messenger RNA, 957 nt
Organism: Hemibagrus wyckioides
Lineage: Eukaryota; Metazoa; Chordata; Actinopteri; Siluriformes; Bagridae
Gene: anapc10
Product: anaphase promoting complex subunit 10
Exons: 6
Coding region: 230-787 (185 amino acids)
Biological process (GO): protein K11-linked ubiquitination; anaphase-promoting complex-dependent catabolic process
Cellular component (GO): anaphase-promoting complex
Source: RefSeq, a predicted model, not a curated record